AUGAGACCUUCAACGCGCCUUGGAAGCUUGAUGCUUCGUCGAGGCUUUGCUAGUUCAGCACGACGACUGGAUAAUUACGGCUUCAUCGGUCUGGGACAGAUGGGAUAUCAAAUGGCAAAGAAUCUUCAGUCAAAGUUGAAACCCUCAGAUAAGGUGUCCAUCUUUGACAUUAAUCCUGAAUCUAUGAGAGGCCUGGAGACAGAAAUGAAGGCAGCUCCUUCGGGAGCUCAGGUUGAACUAGCAGCCAGCGCAUUUGAUGCUUCCAAAGAUGCUGAUACUAUCAUUACUGUUCUUCCAGAGCCUCAGCACGUGAAAGGCGUAUACAAAUCCAUCAUCACCUCUUCUCUACCCAAAAAAGAUCGAGUAUUCAUUGAUUGCUCAACCAUUGACCCGUCUACAUCCCGCCAGGUCGCCGAGACUGUGUCUUCAGCUGGACAAGGCACGUUUGUCGAUGCGCCCAUGUCUGGAGGUGUUGUAGGUGCUACUGCCGGAACACUCACCUUUAUGCUCGGCGCUUCACCAUCUCUCGUCCCCCGACUCGAGCCUGUCCUCAUGCUCAUGGGCAAGAAAGUGCUACACUGCGGUGAACAGGGCGCCGGUCUAUCCGCGAAGCUGGCCAACAACUAUCUCCUGGCGCUUAACAACAUCGCGACGGCAGAGGCCAUGAACCUGGGCAUGCAGUGGGGCUUGGAUCCCAAGAAGCUGGCAGGUGUGAUUAAUGUCAGCACAGGGCGAUGCUGGCCCAGCGAGGUCAACAACCCCGUGGCGGGCGUUGUCGAGACGGCACCAGCCAACAGAGAUUAUCGAGGCGGGUUCGGCAUCUCGUUGAUGAAGAAGGAUCUCAGACUGGCUAUGGUGGCGGCGGAGGAGGCGGGCGCGAGAAUGGAGUUGGCUAAGACGGCGUUUGCGGUUUAUGAAGCUGCUGAGAAGGAGGAGAAGUGUCAAGGAAGGGACUUUUCGGUCGUGUAUAGGUAUUUAGGUGGUAAGGGGGAACAGAGCUAG
Molecule: messenger RNA, 1002 nt
Organism: Fusarium pseudograminearum CS3096
Lineage: Eukaryota; Fungi; Ascomycota; Sordariomycetes; Hypocreales; Nectriaceae
Exons: 3
Coding region: 1-1002 (333 amino acids)
Biological process (GO): L-valine catabolic process
Cellular component (GO): mitochondrion
Molecular function (GO): NAD binding; NADP binding; 3-hydroxyisobutyrate dehydrogenase activity
Source: RefSeq, a predicted model, not a curated record